Molecule: messenger RNA, 3524 nt
Organism: Rhopilema esculentum
Lineage: Eukaryota; Metazoa; Cnidaria; Scyphozoa; Rhizostomeae; Rhizostomatidae
Source: RefSeq, a predicted model, not a curated record
GACUUGUCCUCUUCCUCAUUUGACUUGACAGCCUGUUGAAAGAAAGUCGGAGUGAACCUUGUUGAAUUACUGUUGAUCGUUGGCUCAUUGAGAUUUGCUCAAAUUAAACAAGUGCUAGGCCGUCAUCAAAAUGAAAUUCUGAAGAGGAUCAGUGGCAAAUCGGGACAUUUCACUCGUUAGGAGGAACCUCGACCAUUGCUCUGCAUCGCAAUCAUUCGGCCUCAACAAGACCUUUGCUUGACUGCCGAAAUCGUAGCAAUUACGUGAUUUAAAAUACUUGGAAAGUUAGGACCACGUUUUAACAGAUUCGAUAUGCAACGCGGUACAUCUUUGAUGAGCAAACUUGCAGGCAAACCAAAAUACGAAGAUGAUCAUGGAAAUAGAAAAUGGAUUCACCCGGACAGGGCUCUUUCAGAGAAUUUUGUCAUUUAUCAAGCCAGGUAUCUUGGUUGCACUGAGGUUGAAGCUCCAAGAGGAAUUGAAAUAAUUAAAGAUGCCAUCAAAAAAAUUCAGUUUCAGCAUGAGAUUAAGAAAAGCGAAGCUGGGAAGAAAGGUAGCAAACUACAGAAGGUCGAGAUUUGGAUUUCAAUUGAUGUUAUCAAAGUCAUUAAUAUUAAAAACAAGGAGGUGAUUACCCAGAAGCCAUUGCACAGGAUAUCAUAUUGUGCCGAUGAUCACCAAGAUAAGAAACUUUUCUCUUUUAUUGCAAGAGAACAGGAUUCAAGGGCCCACAACUGUCACGCUUUUGUCACUGAACGAGAGGCUGCUGAACUAACAGUUACAUUGGGGCAAGCAUUUGAGUUGGCAUACAAAAGGUACUUACAAAAAGGGAAAAAGCAAGAUUCUAAGGAAAACAAAGAGGUUAAUGAUUUGAGAAAGCAGAUUGAGCAAGCUAGAAUUGAGAAUGAGCUGCUUAAGAAGCAGUUGAAUGGGGGCAACAAUGAUGUGAAUUCUCGAAGGACACAAAGCAGCAGUUCGAUUGGUUCAAAUAAUUCCAACCCCGCGUCUACUUCUGUAGCCCCGCCAAAGCAACCACAACCAUCACUCUUAGUCGGUUUUGAAACUGCGCAGCAGCCUGAACAGCAGCAAGAGGACAGUUCUUUCGAUCCGUUUGACAACUACUUGUCAAAUUUGGCUGAAAAAAGGGGGUUGGGUGUAGCUCACGAGGACCCUUCGUUAAGAGCUCCUUUCCAAAGUCCGCUACAGAAGGAUUCUGGUGAAAGAUAUGAUUUCCAGAGCCCGCUACAGAAAGCUCCUGAAGAAAACCCGUUCAGCUUUCAGCCGGAUGCAAAUGGAAACCCAUUUGAUGCGUUCUUUAGUGAUACAUCUUCAUCUGCUGCAGGUGUUAUGCCUGAGCCUGAGGCCACAAUACCAGAUUAUAACUCUCAAGCCGCAAAGCCAUCUGCUGGGGCACAGUUUCUUCCACCUCCACCUUCAAAACAAAGUAUAAAAGCUGCAAAUGCUUUGAAGAUGAAGCAGCCGAAUGCAAGGUCACCAGAACCAGCACAAGGCACUCUGAAUGUGCAAAAUGGAAAUACAACAAUUGAGAAUGCACCACAAGAUUUACUUGGCCUGGACAUGAAAAAGGAUGAAAGCGUCAGUUCUUUGGAAAAAAGCCUUGGAGCAGGUCUUCAGUUCGACUCUUUUGACUUUGAUCCCUUCAAGUGAUUUUUAAAGGCAAGGUUACUCAAGAAAAUAUUCAUAGUUUCUAAAAUGAGAGCAGGUAUAUAUAUAAAUAGUGUAGGGUGUUGCAUUUUCGACUUUCUAGCUUCUUUGGUUGUUUAAGAGUAUGCUAUUACAAAUAUGCUGCCCCAAAUCAGUGAAAGGCACCAAAUCGUUUAUUCCAAGCAUCAUAUCAAUUGAAAUACAGAGGAGUUAAUUAUCAGAGGGUAUGCUUAAACUGAAUCUUAUUUUUAUUUUUGGGUAUAAUAUUUUAAUUUGUUUCUUUUUGUUGAUCAGUUUUUAUUUCAAAAAUAAAGUUUAAUGUUUAUUAACAGUACAAGGUUUGGUUUUUGGUUCACUGAAAGUCAUUACUGACACAGAAUUAUAUUAUAACCCCUUCUUGCUAAUGAUGUUCAAUAUUUCAGCUUCCUUCAGAAGAGGCAAGUCUGAAAGGUUGUCAAGAUUCUGAUUCAGGAUUUUUAUAGAUAGUGAUUCUGGCUCCACAGUUUGAACCUUUCAUUUAGCAAUGUGAUUCAGGCUUGGCCAUAGCUGAAGGGAACCUGAAUCAUGAUGCCUGAAUGGAACUGAGACUGUCUCCCUUUAACUGUUCACAAAAAUCAAGCUGCCCUCCAAGAAUCAAUUGUUUUUUAUUUCUAUUUCUUUAUAUCCAUGAAUAGUUAGGAAAGUGCUAGGAGAACUGUUUACUACUCCACUGCUAAAAGUCUUAUGGCCAGGCCUGUUGAUUUGGUGACCCCUUAUUGUUUGACUUGUUGAUCAAACUUUAGGAAUAAUCAUGAGAAGUUUGUAAACAAAUAUAUGCCAAAGCAAAGAAAUAAUUCAAAUUCCAUAGAAUGUAACUGCUGUUAAAUCAACCAGUGAAGUGUUUUAAAUGGCCACUUAUGAUGAUCCUUUGCGAGUCUGUUUUGGACCAGGAAUUAAUAUGCUAUUUCCAAAAUACCAGUCUUUAAAUCCCCCACCUGUCAACAAUAAAAUCAACAAGACUAGUGUAAGGGUUGCUGAAAUUGUUCGUUGGGAAAGGGUCUAAUGGGGGAGGAGGGUGUUGGUGAAGAGCUCCUCAGGAUAAAUUAUCAGAUUUUACCCUUAAUGAUAUCAAAAAGUACAGCAUAUAGAUUUAUAGUUUAUAAAGAAUACACUAAUCUAAAUGUUUAGCUGGAUGUGUCUUAUCUUCUCAAGUUUUAUUCUUAUUGAAAAAAUGCCUUAAUUAAAUGUCUAUCAGUCCAUUUUAGAUAUAUAGUGAUUAGAAUUAGUACAAGAUAAAUUUUAUUUUUUAUGAAAUUGAAUUUAAAUUCCAUUAUUUUGGUGCAUUUUGUAUCUUUCCAUAUCAUUUUUUGCAUAUGGCUACUUGUCUUGUGUAUUUUGAAGAACAGAAAUAUAUUUGUUUUGUUUGCUAAAUGUUUGAGCAGAUAUCAACUCUGACUACCUAAAUGCUUGAGGAAUCCCAAUUUAAUAUUUGGUUUAAGGUCCCAUUCUAUCUUCUGUAAUACAGGCUCUUCCUUGUAUUUGCUUUCCUCUCAUAACCUUGGCUAAAAAUGUUUUCUGUCAUCAUGCUUUUUUGCUGGUAGCUGUUAAAUUUUUGUUAGUAAAAAAUCCAUAUUGUAACUGUGCAUAUAUGCUUCUGUGUUGAUUUCAACUUGAUAUACAGCAUUUCAACCCCCUUUAAGCAAGUAGAGCAAACUGAUAUAUUAAGUGUAAAGAUAGUAUCUUGCAGAUGUUAUAUUCCAUAAUAUGCUAUUAGCUGGACGUUGGACCUUCCACACAAAUAAAAUUUUGCGGAUGAAGAGUAAUUUAUGUAGAAUUUUAUUGAGAUUUGAUAUUUGAUAAUAGAUUUAUAUUGUGUCCAA